CCCAACCACAACAUGAGUUCCGAGGACGCAUUCCAGCAUGCCCAGUACGAAAAUAACACGCCCAGCGGCAAGAUCAACGGCGCCCGCUUAGACAGUGCCACCCUCGCACCUCUAAUACUUGACGCGCUCGCAUCACAUACGCUAUUGCUAUCGUUUACAAAAGACGUCGACCAGUUGAAGUUUCGCACCUCGGGCUCGAUUAGGCCUCCCCCAGAACCUACUACGCCAACCAAGCAUGACAGCCACGAAAGCGCCGCCGAGAGCUGCAAACUGGACCUGCAGAUGAGGAACAUGUUAUGGUUUACUGCCCGACCGACAAGGCAACUCGGCCAGAUGGCGGUGCAGAGCGGGGGCACCAUCACCUUUGUGUGGGAGAACAUCUUCUGCAAGAUCUCCGAGGGAAGUGGCACGUACGCUUCCAGCCCCCGGACGUCGACGAGCCCAGGCUCUAACAUCGCGGCAUUGUCCAAAUUGAUCCCAAUACAUCGAGAACACGCACCUGACUCGCCCAGAGAAUCCCCCCUCCUGCCCGUCGCAGAGGCAAUGUUCCACCACCUGGAAAGCUACGCCAUGGACGAGGAGCCGACAGUCGCCGUCAGCCUCGAAUCGCCGGUCACGAGCGAAGUCGAGAAUGUGAGCCUGUUCAGAGUCAAGAUGAUUGUCAAUGACUGGAUGGCAAACAUCUCGACGUUCAAGAUUGACGGGGAGGCGGUCUUUUGCUCUCGGUCACACGAAGAUGGGUAUACCUUCGAAAGCUCCUGGGCCCCUCGGCAGGAGAGUAAUUUGGCUACGCUGCACUUUUUUGCCUUGGGUCCUCAUUUGGGCAUCGGCACGGCCGAGAUGACUGUCAGGGUAAAGGACACCAAAGCUUGAGUUGCGAGGUGCGCGCCCUUGUUUUUGUUGUGCGGGGACCCUACAAGCGGGCGAGGGUAGAUAUCAAGCUUCGCGCCGUUGAGCGCAUGGCAAGCAUCAAUGACAUGCUCGUGACCACCUAGAGUGCGAAAGACAACAUAACAAUAGCACGAGAACUGUGUUCUUAGAGCGCUCUUGCGAUCUUCCAGAUAGGGGUCGCUGUGCUAGUGGUUGUCGGCCCAGGAUGGGCUGUUGCAGUUGUGGGCCCUAGUAUAAGCCCAGCCAAACGGCGGGCCGGUGUGUAUAUAGCCCCACGGCUCGUCAAUUUCGCAUUUUGCAUUCUCGAAC
This is a messenger RNA of Lasiosphaeria miniovina, 1200 nucleotides long. RefSeq lists its product as uncharacterized. Bases 13 to 873 code for a protein of 286 amino acids. Lineage: Eukaryota; Fungi; Ascomycota; Sordariomycetes; Sordariales; Lasiosphaeriaceae. The transcript has 2 exons. The record is from RefSeq and is a predicted model, not a curated record.